AUGAUUCUGCACUUGAAGAUUUGUUCCAAUGAGGUCAAUGCAGUUUUCACCCCAUCUGUGUGGACUGCUGCCAUCUCGACGGAACAGUUGGUGUUUUUGCUGAUCCUGUUCGUGACAAUCGUCGUCGGGAACGUGAUGAUAUUGGCGGCCAUAGUUGUGUCGCGCAAACGAAAGUCUCGGAUGAACAUGUUCAUUAUCAACUUGGCAUGCGCAGAUCUAGCUGUUGGCUGCGUCCUCGUACUGACAGACAUCGUCUGGAAGCUUACAAUCACUUGGUAUGCGGGGAAUGUCGGCUGCAAACUAGUGAAGUUUGCACAAUGUGUGGCAACAUAUGGCGCCACUUACUCGCUUGUGGCGCUUUCUAUCGACCGUUUAGACGCAAUUGCGCGGCCAAUGAGCAUCAACAACGUGGAGCGACAGUGUCGUCUCCUGAUAGGCCUGGUGUGGAUAUUUGCCGGCUUUUUCUCCUCUCCGAUGCUGUUUAUGUCGGAGGAAGUGGUUGUAUCAGGAACGAGGCAGUGCUGGGUAGGACUCCAGAUGGAUAUUUGGAUGUGGCAGGUAUAUAUGUUAUUGGUGUCGAUUGCCGUGUUUGUGGUGCCAGCAGUUAUUAUUGCGAGCUGUUACAUCGCGAUUGUGGUAAUCAUAUGGUCUAACUCCAACAAGUUCAAGUCCAUCACCAGUCACCAAAGAAACGAGAAAAUUAAAUGUAUUUCCAAAUCAGGUUCACUGACUGUUCGGAUCAAUACCUCAACCACUUCCCAUUGUACAGUUGGUACAAACAGUGCAUCAAGUUCCAGGGGUGUAAUACCAAAGGCAAAGAUAAAAACCAUCAAGAUGACUUUUGUCAUUGUUCUUGCGUUUGUAUUCUGCUGGUCACCUUAUUUCAUAUGGGAUCUAUUGGAUGUGUUCGAGCACAUAGAAAAGUCACAACAAAGUGUCGCUGUCAGUACGUUUAUUCAGAGUCUAGCUCCUUUAAAUUCCGCAGCAAACCCAAUCAUUUACAUCCUCUUCAACACCGCCUUGUGUACGAGGAUUUUAAGGAAACCACGUGGUUACAACUCGCCUCCUCAUUCUGCUGGAAUUACAACAAUUUAA
Messenger RNA from Dreissena polymorpha, 1095 nucleotides. RefSeq names its product cardioacceleratory peptide receptor-like. The record is from RefSeq and is a predicted model, not a curated record. Bases 1 to 1095 code for a protein of 364 amino acids. Gene Ontology annotation, molecular function: vasopressin receptor activity. The transcript is spliced from 7 exons. Lineage: Eukaryota; Metazoa; Mollusca; Bivalvia; Myida; Dreissenidae. Gene Ontology annotation, cellular component: membrane. Gene Ontology annotation, biological process: G protein-coupled receptor signaling pathway.